Lotus japonicus is the source of this 1537-nucleotide messenger RNA. RefSeq names its product F-box/FBD/LRR-repeat protein At4g00160-like. The coding region runs from base 140 to 1327 and encodes 395 amino acids. Gene Ontology annotation, molecular function: protein binding. The transcript is spliced from 3 exons. NCBI's taxonomy places the organism in Eukaryota, Viridiplantae, Streptophyta, Magnoliopsida, Fabales, Fabaceae. The record is from RefSeq and is a predicted model, not a curated record.
CUAACCCUAGCCACACACUUUCAUUCGAAAAGUUUUACCCCUUUCUGGCCAGAUGAGAAAACCGCUUCUAGCUCUCUGUUGAUUCCAGACCCAAUUCGCAGGAGGGAGUUGGAGCACCUACGUUCCCAGAUUAAGGGUCAUGGCCACUACUUCCCGCCAGGCUAGAAGAGAAAUGGACAGGAUUAGUAGUUUACCAGAUGAACCCCUCUGUCACAUUCUCUCUUUUCUCCAAACACAAGAAGCUGCUGCCACAAGUGUUCUUUCAAAGAGGUGGAGGCACCUAUGGACCUCAGUCCCCACUCUCGACUUUGACUUUGACGAGAAAAUCUAUAGCAAUAUGGGCAGACCCUCCUAUUGCUUUGAAAAGUUCAUAUACGCAACCAUUCUCGCCAGAGAUGCGCGACAACCCAUCCGAAGCUUUCGUCUCAAAUAUGAGGCUGAAACUUACUGUCGGAAUGCAGAUGUCAAUGUUUGGGUAAACACCGUUUUACAACGUGGUAUUGAGAACCUUCACCUCUGGAUGUCCAAGUUUUGUCGUAGAAAUAAUGUUUUGAGAAUUGUCAGCUGCAAAACCCUUGUUGUUCUCAAGUUGAGAGGGUUACGUGUGUAUGCUUCUUCUCCAGUUGAACUUCCCUCACUCAAAUCCCUACAUUUGGAACAUGUUGAAUUUCGAAAACGUCAAUCUAUUUUGGAGCUUGUUCGUGGGUGUCCAAUUAUUGAGGAUUUGAAAGCUCGUACUAUACAUUAUGUUGGUUUUAUAAAUUAUGCUGAUCGUGAUCCUUCUGUUGAUGCCUUUUUUUGUGAUGGAGCUGUUAAAAUCUUACCCAAGUUGGUCAGGGCAGAUUUAUCACCGUUCUGUGUGGAUGUUCCUCUGAAAGCCAUAUGUAAUGUGGAGUUUUUGACUUUGAACACCAACCAGUAUCCUAAUCCUUUGGAUGAUGUGGUUCCUAAAUUUCCUAAUUUAAUACAUGUGGUGCUCCAAGUUGAUUUAUUUGUAAACUGGCCUUUGGUGCUUGCGAUGCUCAAAAAUUGCCCGAAGCUUCAAGUUUUUGAACUUGAUUGCGAAGGUCAACCUGAAGAUGAGUCUUUUUUGCCUGACCCUCAUUUUGUUCCUGAAUGCCUUACUUCACAGUUUAGAAAGUGCUCUCUUGAAUAUUACUAUGGUACAGAAAGUGAGCUGAGAUUUGCAAAAUAUAUCAUGCAGAAUUCCACAACUUUACGGACCAUGACAAUUUGCUCUAAGCCUUCCUUAAGUCCACAGGCAAAACUUAAAAUGCUUAAACAAUUAGCAUUAUGCCCAAAGAGAUGUGAACUUUCAUUUGAAUGAUAAAUGUUAGGUUUAUUUAUAGCUAGUUAGCUACAAAUGAUUCUUAGAUGACUGCAUAUGCUAUUUUUUAAUGUAAUGCAACGAGGUAGUACUUGGAUUUUGUGUAAUUUUAUCUUGUCGCGUACUUAUCUGCUUAUUGUUUGCUAAAUCCAGUUCUGAUACAUGACCAGAGAUGAGUGUAUAAAUGUUACUAUUUUGUAUGUUGCUGAA